AUGGGGAGCCCCGGGGACUCUUCUGACACCUUGAUCACUCCUUUCUCACCCACCCACACGCCAUCUCAGACACCGGCCAUGAACACCGUCUCAGCGGGAUCGGAACCAGAACCAGAACCGGAACCGGAACUAGAACUCUCCGCCGUCGAGCCGGCUCCGCCUAUCGUCCCCAAACUCCUCCGUGAAGCCAGUGAUAUUACAUGGCAGGACUCUCUCGACUCCAACAAAGACCAAGUUGUCCUUAUUCGACGCCACGGCCGCUUUCGCCUACUCCACCAACAACAGUUUCGGAACAGUCUUCUGGCCAGCGUGGGUUAUCUGGAACUCGCCAACGCCGGUGACUUUGCCGCGAAUGUGUGGAAUGAGAUACCUGUGCCGACUUUUGCAGCCGUGCUGAUGGGCAUUGGAGGCACCCUCGCAUUGGGGAUGGUACUCGUGGCCAUCCAGGAUUUCCGGUUGAGCUGGCGGAACGUGACGCUGCUACGGGCCGAACGGGAGCAUAUCAAGCGACUGCGGCAGCACCACAACAAGAAUCCGGAGCUGGUGCAGCUGAUGAACAGCCGAUUAGGAGUAAGCUACCGCGAGAUCGGUACGGAAGUCGUGGACCGCAUUGUGAUGGACCUGCUCAUGGGCGCCGGGUCCGUUCUGGUCGGCGUGGGUACCCUCAUGGCGAUCGGUGGCGCCAACCCACGGGUCUACAAAGCCAGUAAUCUGCUGUCGGGGUAUAUCGGUAACGCGCUUGCGGCCUUUUUUGGCGUUGUCAAUGCGGUCUGGUCGAUCUGUCUGAUCCGGCGGUUCCAGCAACAUGACAACGCUGCCCGUGCCAGCCAGCCAAGUGACGAUAUUCGUCGCCGGCUCCACACGCGCGUGCGUCGGUUCCAAUGGCACUCCUUCAUCAAUGGCUUGAACGGUCUGGUCGCUGGCGCCGGUUCAAUGGUGACGGCGGAGCGUUGGUGGGGCUAUAUCGUCCUGAUCCCUUGCAUCAUUUCGCUGAUCAUGUGCAAUUACUUCUGGCGGAAGAAGCUGGGCUACGACCGGCCGAUCCUCGAUGAAAUUUCGAUCUCGCGCGUGCAGUUGACGCCGUUGCUAGAGGAUCUCGAAUACGCCAUUGCCAUGCAACGUGCCCUCGCUGAGCCCGAUAGAAGUCAUCCUCAUGGGCCCUUCCAGGUCCACUCGCUGGAGUCGAUAUUACAGUUUAUCAUGCGCAACCGCAUGCUGGAAAUAUACUGCGACUCGCUCGUACAAGACAAAAAGACCCGUUCGCUCCUGCAGGACAUCCCAGCUUCCACAAAUGUUCCGCAGCAAAUCACUAUCAGUCAUGAUGUCCUCCUCCGCCUGGCUACUGUCCAACCCUCCCAUUUACAGACCCUCACCGAACAUGCCGGCAAGUUCUUGCGCACUGAGGGCGUCCGUGUAUUCACUCAUCGAGAGCGCCACCUCCUUGAGUUGUUAGGCUAUGCCGUCUGGCUGGAUCAGACGGCGGCCACCAUGACUCCCAUGACCUCCACGGCUAAGACCGAAGCUCCGGCAGCGACCACAGAGCUGAAAAAUAAUAUCUAG
Messenger RNA from Penicillium macrosclerotiorum, 1560 nucleotides. RefSeq lists its product as uncharacterized. Bases 1 to 1560 code for a protein of 519 amino acids. The record is from RefSeq and is a predicted model, not a curated record. The transcript has a single exon. Lineage: Eukaryota; Fungi; Ascomycota; Eurotiomycetes; Eurotiales; Aspergillaceae.